This is a messenger RNA of Colletotrichum karsti, 1068 nucleotides long. RefSeq lists its product as uncharacterized. Bases 1 to 1068 code for a protein of 355 amino acids. The record is from RefSeq and is a predicted model, not a curated record. The transcript has a single exon. NCBI's taxonomy places the organism in Eukaryota, Fungi, Ascomycota, Sordariomycetes, Glomerellales, Glomerellaceae.
AUGAACGCUUCAGCCAACUUACGGGCGUCCAUGAUUCGGACUUCAGUCCUUGUACCGGUACGGCCCACUCCCCCGCGUAUCAAUACUGGUCUACCCGAAAGACCCUCGAGAACGACGGGAAUCGAUGUCGAUACCGGAGAACGCCGGCGAAUCGUCCAGACCUUGGACUACCUCGAAUAUCGGAUCCGAUGUGACAUGGAAAGAGAAGCAUCUCUCCCAUCCCCGAUCAAAGAAUACACCAUCGAAUCCGCCGUCGAAGUAGAGGAAUCCAGAUUGUCUCAAGUUGGGCGCAUGUUCACCAUCUACCCAUAUAGAGACAUGAACUGGAUCGUCACCAUGCUCUUCGUAGUCGGCAGUAUCGCCUUCGUCAUCAACGCCGCGUUAGGACUUCUCCCGGUUAUUGCUCCAAAUCUCGUCUUCGACACCCUAAUCACGGUCGCCCUCCCUUCGACUAUCAUGAUCGGAGCGGUCAUGUUCAUGACUGGUGGCAUCCUCGGGCUCUUCGCAGCCUUCAACGCCGACCGCGGUACGCUGGAGAAGAGCGAAACCAAGUCCAUCAGCGGCGAGGGACCCGCCAUCUACCGACCCGCCCUCAUCGGCUCCGAAGCGUGGGUCUGGACUCCGUCCGCGGCCGACUUCGCCGCCCUUCUCCGUACCGUGCCGUUCCUCUCGGGACUGGUCAUGCUCUCCGGCGGCGUUAUCCUCUCCACAGCCGCGGUUGCCGGCGUCCCAGGCGUUAUCGAUCCUAGCAACCUCUUCCUCCUACAAGUCUUCAUCUUCAUGCCGCAAGUGAUUGGUGGGUCGCUUUUCUUUCUUGCCAAUUCCGCCCUCGUCGUGAAUGCGCAGGAACGUUGGUUCAAGCCUAAUUUCUGGGCGUCUGAGUGGCAAGGCGCCGUGUGGAAUACGAUUGCAUCGGCUGGGUUUGUUGUCACGGGAGUAUUGCUACUUGCCAACGAGAUGUCGGCCAGCGCUGUUGCUUCGUUCGCUGCCAGUACUUCAUUCCUCAUCGGGAGUAUCAUUCAGUGGUACGCGCUCAUGGAGUUUCACCCUACGUCUUGGGCUGCAUAG